Toxoplasma gondii ME49 is the source of this 10821-nucleotide messenger RNA. RefSeq lists its product as hypothetical. Bases 806 to 1981 code for a protein of 391 amino acids. NCBI's taxonomy places the organism in Eukaryota, Apicomplexa, Conoidasida, Eucoccidiorida, Sarcocystidae. The record is from RefSeq and is a predicted model, not a curated record. The transcript is spliced from 7 exons.
GAGUUGAUAUGCUCAUGUAUUUGCAGAAAAGCUGAGGAUCUGUGGACAAUGGUGCGAAUUUCUGCAGCAACCGAGCAACGUUGUUGGUUGAAGGCCUGCACAGGUAGGUUGUGCGAGUUGCGCCUUGUUAAACAGGGAACUGCCAGGCAUCCCGUCACAGCCGAGCGCUCCCUACUAUAGCAGCCUUUUCCCUGUUUCUGUAGCCCUCGCAAUGAAACGCGUGGUUGCGCGCGUCAAUUUCUUAGCCCUCAACGCCGUGUGUUUACUUCUCUCCGGUAAGGGAUGCUUCACUCGUUCGAUUCAACAUUUUAUCGACUCGGCCUCCUGCGUUUGAAACGAAUGCAACACGGCGACCCCUGCCGUCGCUUUGCGCAAACGCUCCUGUUCAUUUCCAAACCGCGCGAGAAUCGGGCGCCUUCAAAUGACCGACUCAACACUGGCUCGUGAUCCACCAAAGAAUCGGGGCAGAAAUCGACACACGUCGUUUUUUUCCUCGGGCCUCCUGUACAAUUCGAAAAUGGCCCGAAGGGUAGGCAGUGUUUGAAUUUCUCCCCGGUCUCGCAACGUCGUUUGCAGGUCGUCCAUCAUUUCGACCCAGGUUACGCUGACUCAUGCUUUUUCUUGUCCCGACGGGGCUGAAUAGCCUCAAAGAAGUUUUUUCAAUGAAAGUCUGCGCUGCUUUUAGUCGUUUGUUUCCGCUUGUUUCUUUAGUCCUCCAUCUAGGUCUCCUUUUCCGCCCCCUCAGGAACAGUGCAGGCCCCUCGUCACGGAGGGGCCCUGCCGGGCCAGGCCCGUCAAAAAAUAAAUGGAACGUCAAAGCUGCCGGGCAAGUUUCCAUGCAUUUCACUCGAAAAUGCACUUAGAGAGCAACCGCAUUUUUGUCGAGGAGGGCAACCCCUCGGCGCAGCGGGCUCAGCCCGCUCAGGUCUCGUCGUUCCUUGGUGCCUCUGUUCACGCCAGAAGGGGCGUCGCCGCCCUUCUGCUUGUCGCCCCCGUAUACAUGCUCUUCGUCGUGUUCCUCUUUCCGUUCGCUACUGAGUGUGAGUCCGCGGAUCCCCUUCCUCCCCCUAUUAGUGACAACAGCAUUUUCGAAGAUGAUAGCUUCGUCUCUUACGCCGACGACGACGUAACCGCCCAGCCUUCCUACGACGGAGAAGAAGAAAUCUUUUCCCUCGCAUAUGCGAAUCGUGAGAAAGGCAGGCCUUCCUAUCCAGAUAGUCAACGGAAAGUGGGGCAAAACGAUGCCUUCAAGGCAGACGGGUUGCACCCUGGAGGGGGCACCCUUCAGGAGGCGCCUGUAGCCUACCCUGCCAUCCAUGCAGAUCCGGAAAGGUCUGCGCUGGGCGGGGAUCCGUUCCACACUUUCACGACACAAGGCGACACCACAACUGCUACAAGGACCUCGUACAAUGUCGCGUCUGACGAUCGUGCACGUGGUACCUCGUCUGGGCCUUCGUCGGCCUCACUUGAGCCUGCAGGCAAUGCGCACCACACUGACAUGGUGGCGGCUUCCUACUCACUGACAGACCAGGGCUCAGCUACGGAGCCGCACAACGCAGGUGGGGUCAACAUUGCGCCUGCGGCUCCCCCAACGGGAGACGCUCUCCUGAAUGGAGCUGGUGACCCCGGUGCACCUAUGGCGAACGAGUCGCCUCGAUUCGCUGGCGAAGGGAUGGAUGUGGCGAAGGAUGCUAAUGAGAGGCGGACACACACGCCCCAGCAUGAUCAGAAGUGGGCGACGUUCAGCAAACGAUUCACACGGUUUCGGUUAUUUCCGGGCUUGAGAGGGCGACGUUCAUCGUGGAUGAGAGGAGACGCGGCCACCGCGAGCAUCCGCGCUCGUCAAACGAAACAGGGCCUGAUCCUGGGCCUUAUGGCCCUUGUUUCUCUCGGAGUGGUGGUGUCUAUCAUGCGACGGAAAAACUACCUCCCCGCCGUAUUAACUGAGUCUGGUUAUGUUUCAGUUCAAAGCAGGACGUAAGCGCCCGUGUGAGCGUCGGCACUCGACGCCAUAAAUGAGAGUUGCCGCUGCUGUAGGUUGCACCCCCUUCUGUAGUUGCGCCUCCUCGAGAGGUGCUUCAAAUUCAGUAUGUGCGCUUAGCUACAUGCUCAACAUAGACUCUUGACAGGGUGGUGAACACAUGAAUUUGUAACUAACGGUGGAGCCUUUAGGCUAGGCGGUCAGGGGGCGCAAGGAAAGCUGUUAAUUGUUUCACUCGUGCUGAUCCAUGAUGACACACUGGCGCAGCCUCUCGUCUACAACGAGCAGGCGGCUACAAAUGCACGAUCUGAAGUUGUGACCGUGUAUCACGCAGUGAUGCAACCCAAUGAGGAUUCGCAUGAACACUAGCAGUGCUAGGUCCAUUACCUUGUGGCAUCAUUCAAGGCCUCCUGUGUAUCGCGUAACUCGCCAUCGUGCACUCUACGUGUCCAGGACUGGCAAUUCGUGAGGUUGGCCAAGUGAACUCUUUUGGGCACAAAAGCGUUGCCCUCCCAGAGGUCUGCUCUUCUCGAAUUUGUCUAUCCACUCAACUGUUGCUGAUAAGCAUGUGCAAAUGGGAUGAUUACAUGUGCUUCCUUGUAUAACAGAAGAAGUCGUCAGUGAGUGGAUGGUCAUUUUAUGCGAGGCUUCAUGUUUAAUUUUAACCUUUUGCUUAAAAACCAAAACUUAUCGGUUUCCUCUUCAACAGGCAAAUUGUUAGGUUCAUAUACCCUUCUAUUGUUAGGAUUAAAAUUUCAGUCUCUUUUCACUCUCCUUCCGGGGUCUCUGCUCUGGGUCCGCUAAUAGAGCUUGCCGUCAGUUUUGUCUAUCCGUUAGGUACGAAAGCGUUCCAGUAGUCUCCGGACACGCAUCUUUGCUGAAUGUUGACAGCGGCAUCCUUGCUCUGUGUGUGUCUCCUGUCGCUUCAGUUUUGGACACAGAACGUACGUCGAAUUUUUAUUUGUCACCUCGCUGACCUUGCAAGGGCCGUUCCCCUCAGCGCUCCAGUGUCCAACAGUCUGCGUAGCUCAGUUUGCUGCGUCGAUGUGCCCAAGUGAAAAGCUGCUCCUGGUAUGCAUCAAUACGACAGACGCUGACGGGAGCCCUUCGCUUGAUGGAGCAGACGCGCCCUAUUGAAAUCCAGGUGUGCGAAUUCAGCAUAAAUAGUGUUUCACAGCCUGCCGGCUUGGUCUCAGUGUGGCGGUGCAUCACCGACCGCGAUAAAUGCUGAACAGUAAAGCCCGAGUGAUGCAGAAGGUCACAGCUUAUCAUCUGUCCGAAUGCUGCAUAUUGAACAGCUUAUUAGCAGUCUGCCCGCGCGCCUACCUGUAUCAAACGGUGAACGGACUGGCAACGUCACUUGCACGUUCUGAACUGUUGGCCCGGUCCGGUAGCCGUACAGUCGUUUCAUUGCUUCGCUGUAUCUGGUGCCGCCGCUCUUUUCAAGCGUGGCAGUGCAUGCCAGAAGAAACAGACAUUUCACGUUGGGGCUGUGGCUGCCUGAGCAGCCCUUUUGUCGUAUCAUUCAUUUCUCUGCAGCUCUCCUCCAUGUGGGAGGCGUGUUGUCUCAUCAAUUCCUUCUUUUGGUUUUAUCUGCACGCAAACCGUAAGUUCCUGUUUGCGAUAGCAGCCGCCACAGCUCUUGUCGUGAGUUCUGGCACAAGAGAGUGGAGCUACACAGUCGGUUCCGUCAGACUAUUUAGGGCCUCAUGCUCCUCUUCCUCCUGGCAGCGGAGUUAUCUGCCAGGUGUGGUCGAUCUGCGUCGGUCACCCAUAUCUGUUUAUGUACUCACCUGCUUUACACACGCUCAUGCAGGUUGUAAGCAGUCUACCUGUCUUUCGUCGUUAGACUGGCGAGUCGUUGACAACUGCCAAGCGGCGUUGCAACUGCGUUCACAGUGAUAUGACAUACUCGCUGCCCGUGUGUGUUGCCACGGGUGAGAUCAGGUGCACGGCUCGUACCUUCGAUGCAAUGCAGAGACUUCAUGGUUCUGGGCAGUUGCCAUCUGCGUUUACUGGUGGUUCAGGUUUUCGCAGCCGUACGUCGGUUGGGGAGAUUUGUUCUGUGAUCGAGUUGAGCCUCAUGCGAGCGACUCCGCUACAACUUCACGCGCAGUAACUCGUAGUCAGUGGACCGCGUGAACGUGGAGAUCAGGGUACUCAGUGCGAUAUUACAGUACAGAAUUCAACCCUGCGGCUGAUUCAGGUUUUCGCUGAAACAGAGAGACUCUAUUUCGUCACUAUAGGCGGACACCAUAUGCGGUUCGAGCUGGACUUCCUUUGGUGUCAGGGAACCUACGGGACUACGUGAAGCAAUUAUUUGUGUAUUUACCCGCUUGCGUUGAAACAAAUGCUUGCACCUGUCAUGAAAGACUUCGUUUAACUGGCGACAUUGUCCCUCACAGGAUCCCGUCUGUCAUUUGAAUCAUUCUAUGCAGAAGAUUCUGCAAGUACGUGUCUUACGACUGUUCUGAAUGCAACGCAGUGUAACCAGACCAUGAGGAAGAAGGUUGCAGGUUCGUAGUUUCCUGGGUACGAAAUUCCAGUGGACUUGCGUUGGCGUGCGUCCAUGUCUCGCCCGGAUAAUGCGCCACUCUAACGCUGAAGAGAGACAGCAAUUUGGUACUGCAACGCACAGUGCGCGACUUUGACGCGAUUUUCGCUUUUCAGUGAAUAGUUACGUAUAAUAGCUUUGGAUCGACAGCUGAGGAUGCUGCGACGUGGUGUAGUGAGUCACGCUUUGCUCUCUGCAGCUUCGGAGAUAAAUAAAAGAGAAUAGUCUCUUGUUGUGCUGGUGACGCACCUCUAUGAGAACGGUGAAAUGCUUGCACGAGAGACGCGUUUAGCUCGCCGUUAUGAUCUUGCGAGUGUGCAACGGAUAGUAUGUGGCAACGCUUGGCCAAGAACGUGCUUUCCGGUUGCCUGUUUUCUUGCUGUCCAGCCGAUACUGUCAAGGAAAUCGGACGGUUGUGGCUUUCCUGCUGCUCUCUCUGAACGGGACGCGAUUCGCACAGCAAGUCCGCUUGGGCUGUUUUACAAUAGGAUCUGUUCCUUAUCUUGCGUACAUCAUAGCUCCACGGAUGAAUGGGAGUUCUGGUGGAGACGUUGAAAGCAUGUGUCGGGGACAAAGAACAUAAGCAAAGGAGUUACUCCAGGUGUGCUUGUGCUGUUCGCGUGCCUGGCACUGAACUCACGAGUGCAUCCAGGCUGGUGCAAGAGAACUAUUCAACUCCUUGGACUGUCGCGCAUUACUUGCAACCUUCAGUUCGCGAUUGGGUGAUUCCUGUGAACCUGUUGUAGUUCUUAUGUAGGCGACGAUGUUACAUCCCGUGUUGUUGAAAUAACACUUGCGUGCAUCCAACCAUACACGAGCUACAGAAGGGUCACUGACAUUUGACGCGGUUUCGAUGUGAAAUUCUCAGAACCAAAAUGUAUGUUUCGCCAAGGCGUUAAGCAGGUCUUCAUCUGGUGGUAUUGGGAGCAGUAUGCGGAGGAGAAACACCAUUCCGGGGAACAAGCGGAGUGAAGGUAAACCUCAAGUGGCGCAACCGCGUAAAGGCUGAGAGUUCCGGAGCGCUGUGCGACGGCCCUCAGCGGAGGCACAGUCUCCUGGGUAGAGACGCGGCUAAAUACUUCAUGCACACGUGUAGCAACUCAAACAACGUGACCAGCCGAACCCUUGACGAUUCAGUCGAUGGAGCACUGCUUGACGAAAUGGAAAGAUGUGUAACUGUUGUAACAACGGGAAGCAUGCCUGUGUCAGGGAGAAACAUUGUGGUUGAGCGCUUGCAGAAUCCUUUGGAGCAGCCCCUGCUCCGUCUCCAUGAGCGUCGCACUUUGUCCCGUUGCUAGAGGCACCUUGGGGAUUCUCUGGAACGUUUCUUCAUGCAUCCCGAAGUCACGACAGUGCUGGGAUUGGACAGAAGAGCACGACGCCUUCAAAGCUUCCAGUUAGUGAUAAGCCAUUUGAGGUAUCCUCCUGUUCUCUUUGGCUCGCGGCAUCUGAGAGGCGGCAGGCAGGACAUCAUCAAGCAGUCGAUUUAAUGACAAUGGACGCGUUCGGUCUCUAUGUGGGCAUACAACAGAGGCUGGCAGCAGUAAGUGGUCGUCCCUACGACCGACCUACGCCCCAGAGUUCGACCAUAUGAAACCUGCCAAGUUAAGUUGGUCAUCGUCGCAUUCUGUGGCCCGUGGCGUGCACGAACGCUUUAUUGACCUUCUCCUGUGCAAACCAGGAGUCUCGGGCAGACACGGGGGUCGCUUUCUGAGAAGACACCCACGGAGACCACUGCCGUAAGUGUUACAGGAGCGCGUUAAUCUGUCCGGCUAUUUUGACAGGAAGUCUUCCCUGUAUGAGUAGUCGCCUAGCACGUCUACGGGAGGUGUUGGAGAGUGGUUAACACGCGUCGUCAGAAAUAAUUCUGCCGACGCGGUCAGGCCCGUGGCAUUAUUAUUGGAUUCGGUGUGACACAAGGGAGAGUCGGUAAGCUGGAGUCGAUGCCCACCUGUUAGUCACAUCGUUGUGUCAAGCACGACUCCCGGGGCUAAAACAGCAUGCCACAUGGGCCUCCUGAGACUGUGCUUCUUCCCGUUACACAGGAGGACAUGUCGAAGCGAGUGAAAGGGGUGAUAGUUACAUCUCACAUUUCGGCGACAUUAUAGAGCAGCAUUAGUCGCAGAUGCAGUCACUCCAGUCUGCAAGGCAAACCCUUCGUUGCAUGGACAUGUGUAUACCCCAGAGGAGGCAGUCUCAUGCGGGACAGAGAACAGUCAAAAUCAUUAAUUGGACGCUGCACCCUGGUUGCCAGAAUCGCGCAUACUCUUGAUAAGCAAUUCGCUCAGGAGGACCAACGUUUCUUCCUAAGCUUCAUCCUGUAGAACGGCAUACUAAACGCAUGAGUUCCGCUUCCUUGCGCUAACCCUGCUCUCGAAACUUCUGUGGCAAACACGCAACCUAAAAUUAGUUUUUUCAUGCGUGACACUCAAACAUUACUGUCGUAUCUCUGAACGUGUUUGUGUGUUGGAGCGACGCUUGUUGCCGGUGCUUCCUUUUUGUUACAAGAAACCGCACGUAAGCUGAAGUUGCCUGUGUCGACACCGCAAUAUUCUCGGCAUUUGUUCCUCUCACAAUCAAAUGAUGUUAUCCUUGUGCUUCUGUCACCCGAGUUCGCUUAGCCUGGCCGUAGACAUGCAGGAGAAUCCUUGGUCAUUCGUACCAGACUACGUGAUGGCGCUGGAACGGCUCUUACGAAAGGCGUAAUAAGAACCCUCUUUUCGAAGGCAGCACUAUUUGAGCGUGACUGCUUAAAAUCUAGAGUAGAGGGAGGGGGGGUCAUGGAAAAACGUUCCGCAUGCUCCUCUGUUAACCUGUAUGUUUCGACUCGUGCAGAAGGGCACGAGAUUCUUUCUGUAUAGCCGGAGCUGCUAAGGUUGUUUUUCGCCAGUAGCUCAUGAUGCAUAAAUGGUUUCGGUGUGAAGAAACGGCAGCACGCGGGAGCAGCAUGGGUGUGAAUAAAGACAUCCAUAAAGGUGCUGAUUGUAAAUGUCGUUUUUUUAUAUACUUAGAUUUCACUUGACACAGUCACAGAAGCGGGGUUACAGUACUCUUUCAUUUGAUCGCGUACGCACCAAAAUAAAUAUCUUUCAGGCUGAGCAAGUACGAUAAGCUCUUUUGGUCUUUACCAACUCGAAGGUGUAUAUGUUUGCAUAUGUUUCCAGCGCCUUUCGCCAUUCACCGGUCGUCUAAAAAAGGAUCACACACUCACCCAGUGCUUUACCAAUGUGAAACACGCAUUUGUGACGUACCCAGAGUCCGCGAGCGACUGGCGUGUUACGCGUGACUCAGUCGGAACUAGAGGGAUUGUUGAAUUCCAACGAAUCGCGUAUUUACGCAAGAGAAAAGCACUUCGCUCUGUAGGCCGCACGAUGCGUGACGAGGGGCUGAACUUGUACUACUCUUGUUACCGUGUAUGACUUCAGCCGCAUCCCGUAAGUUUCUACUCCAAGGUACUGUGAUUUGUUCCAAAAGUGGAUGAAAGCAUACCUGCUGUCAUGAGAUCACUGUCACCGAGGUAUGACGGGCCGUUUGCUGCUAGGUUUGAGCACAAGCGGGAGCAAUGGACUCGCUGCAAAUUGCCGCCACAGUCUGUUAGUCGUAUGUCGAUCUUGCGUUGCAAGCGUUUUUGUUGGAACAGGGGUCACGGGGGAGGAUCUACCGUCUGCGCAGCUGAUGGUGCACCAAUGCUGUUUGGGGUGAUGCCGAAUUAGUUACUAGGAGCAGCGUGUGGGACCUCCAGCAUUGUGUGCAAUAUGACGUGGAAGUCAGACGCUGGAUCGGGAGGAGACGCGGCAUGCUGAUGAAUCACCCACAUACGCAAGGGAAGACGCAUCGCUCUCUCGGGUGCCAUGCGGUAGGCGGUGAGGAGCGAUACGUCUACAGGAUGUGUUUAUUCUUCGUCACUGCAGGAGAAAAUGGUAAGAUUCCAGCCUGGCUCUCUGUGACUUGAUGCGCAUCCGCUUGCACCAGUGGUCUUCGCUGUGGUGCCGACGGGGUCAAUAGGUGACUGUGUGUGACAUCCCCCAUCAUGUGUAGCAUCACGGGCAAGUCAGAAGGUGGAUGCAUCGGAAAUAUGGAAUUCGACGAAUCACGUCGUUUCGCAGAGCAAACGAGAGUCACACUUCCGGGUGCCACGAGAUGUGGAGCCAGGGCGUAUGAGUCCUAUGUACAAUUUUACCACGUGUCACUGCAGGUUCCAACCGUACGCCUCCUAUGCAGCUCCCGCUGAGACGCGCGAAGUAGAUGAACACAUAGUCCUUGGUCUUACCUGAUCGUUGUCGGGUGCCGUUGACAGUACUUGCGCUGGGUGUGGGUGAGAGCAGUGGACAGGCUGGAAAUGGUUUCCAUCGUCGGUCAUUCGUGUGUCGUCCGGGCGUUGCAAAAGUUUCUGUUGGAUCGGGAGCUCAGCUGGGAUGGUGGAGCGGCUGUUUGCGUAUUUGCUGUUCCAGCAGCAGUGGUUGUGGCGGCGGUGAAUGGCUUUCUGGACCACAGCGCGUGUCUCAUCCCCGAUCAUAUGGCAUGUCACGUACCAGUUAUUCGCUGGAUCGGGAGGAGUUGUGGCAUGCUGGUGAGUCACGUACACACGCAAGGAAAGACGCGUCUCUCUCUCGGGAGCCCCGCGAUGGGCGGUGAGGGGAUAUAACUCUACUGUAUAUGCUUACCGUGUAUCACUGCAGGAGGAGCUCGUAAGCCUCAAGCACGGAUUUGUCUAAUUUAUGCCAUGUAGAUGAGCACUUAGCAGUUCGUAGCAGCUGAUUCUCGCCGAGACGGUUGUCAUGUUUUGCUCUACGCUUGGGUGACAGCAAUGGAAACGCUGCAUAUGGUUGCCAUAGUCGGUUAUUUGUGUGUGGCGGGGUUGGUGCAGAAUUAAGUGUUGGAUGGGCGGGUCACUCUGGAUUGUGAGGCAGCUGUUAGCGUGGAUGUCCGUGAGCGAAUUGUGUUCGCGAUGGUGUUAAAUGAGCCACUAAGCGACAUUGGGUCUCCACCCCUAGGGGUGGAAUGGUGGCUCUGACGUGUGGUCUCGAGGAUGCUAAUUUGUCGGUUGUAAGGUGUGCGGCUGGGGUGCAGAAUGAGUUGUCGCAUGCGAGUGUUGAACGAGGAAUCAGGUGUCCUUGAUUCUUUUUCUAGCGUUUACUGGAAUGUUCGGGUGUGACGCUUCCUCAGGUGACAGAUCCGGUAAGCGCCGGUGUUUUUGCUACAAUAUGCUAGUAAAGCUGAUACUGCUAAAGGGAUGAUCGAGAGUGAGACGACGCGGCGAGGAAGCAGGUUGACAACGAACAGUAGGGAAACUGUUCUUUAUAAGAGCACGUACCGGUGCAUGGGUACCAGAAGAGCGCAUCCUGAAAGCUGACUCGUGGCCAGUGGUUUAUUGAGUGUGCGGCACGUGUGAAUCUUUAUAUUUUGAUGCAGGAGACGUAUAUUCCGACAGUAAGGGCGUAUAGUAGAGUGCAGCGUGGAGCUUUGUUCGUACGCCUUCCCACAAAAUGAUUUUGAGUACUGCCAUCAUCUUCUGCAAGGGAAAUUGGGUACAAACGCUGCGGUCAUAGGCUCAUUUCACUGCCUCGCGAACACCCCCAGCACAGAGAAAUACGUGCAGACGUUAGUUCCCAUUAUCACUAGUGCAAUACACAUGCCAGGAUCUGUUUGCUGAUUUGAUCGUACGGUGAUCUUCCGUUGUGCUUCGUGAUUAUAAUUAGGCGCAGUUUCCAAAGGAGCUGCUAAGGACGUGGUGAUUCGAGUGACUGAUCCCACAGUAACGGUAUUUGCGGUGGACAGCAUGUGACCUCGCGCAUGUCUGUGAAAUGCACAGUUAUAUCUCAAUUUUUUGUGGCAACGGUAUGAAUCUCUUCAGUUCGCUGUGCUGGUAAGUUGCAAUAUUUACACUCCCCGUCGCAAAUCUGCAUUGCCAAGACUCGCGGCAUUGCAUGCGUUGACCGAGUAUUCAUCAUGCCGUACACGUAAGACACCCUCGAUGUCGCUGGCAGUCUCCCGUGUUGUGAUUUUCUUUCGUUUUGGUUGUUCCUUUGUCGUCGAUUCCAGUCGGUGAGUUACACUCGGCUCAGCAAUGCGAGUAGGACUGGGUAGAAGAGAGCGGCCAUUCUCCACAUACACACUGGGAUAGAACAAUCGAAGGAGCUGUCGCUGAACACCCCUGCGUCGUAUAUUCGACGUGUUCUCAGAUUUUGUCUGUAAGCGCAUUGCCCAUAACAGAAACAGUCGACCGCGGCUGUGUGUGCCCGGUAUUUUAGUUGGUUGCCAAUAUUCGUCAAUUUCAUCCUGCGCA